Molecule: messenger RNA, 390 nt
Organism: Striga hermonthica
Lineage: Eukaryota; Viridiplantae; Streptophyta; Magnoliopsida; Lamiales; Orobanchaceae
Source: the annotation of a GenBank genome assembly
AUGGGUUCAGUUGAGAAGAGUGAGGAAGAAUGGCGGGCCGUCCUUACUCCCGAGCAAUUUCAUAUACUCCGCCAGAAAGGCACAGAGCCUAGAGGCACCGGGCACUAUGACAAGUUCUACGAAGAAGGGGUCUACAACUGUGCCGGUUGCGGGAUGCCUCUCUACAAAUCGACGACUAAGUUCGACUCUGGCUGCGGUUGGCCCGCUUUCUUCGAAGGUCUACCCGGGGCCAUCACCCGAUCUCCGGAUCCUGAUGGCAGGAGGACUGAGAUCACUUGCACUGCUUGCGGUGGGCACUUGGGGCAUGUGUUUAAAGGUGAGGGGCAUUCGGUGCCCACUGAUGAGAGGCAUUGUGUUAAUAGUGUGUCCAUCAAGUUCGUACCAAAUUGA